This is a messenger RNA of Papaver somniferum (opium poppy), 1815 nucleotides long. RefSeq lists its product as uncharacterized. The coding region runs from base 1 to 1815 and encodes 604 amino acids. Gene Ontology annotation, molecular function: catalytic activity. The record is from RefSeq and is a predicted model, not a curated record. Lineage: Eukaryota; Viridiplantae; Streptophyta; Magnoliopsida; Ranunculales; Papaveraceae. The transcript has a single exon.
AUGCUAAAUAAACAUAACCCUGAGAUCAUCUUCCUCUCUGAGACUAAACAACAAUCUAGAAAUCUUAAGAAAAUCCUAGGAAAUAUAGGAGUCACUAAUUUCUGGUUUGUUGAACCAAAGGGCAAAGCCAAAACUGCUGGAGGUCUAGUUCUUGCUUGGAAAACCAUCUUAGAUAUCACAAUUGAGGAUUUCUCUGACCAUCACAUUAAUGCCACCAUUAAACCUUUGCAUGGAGAACCUUGGCUUUUUACUGGCUACUAUGGCAGUCCCUUUACUACUAAUGGUAAGUUACACUCUUGGAAUAUGAUUGAAAAUACAUGUGCUACUAACUCUCUACCUUGGUUGAUCAUGGGUGACUGUAAUUUUGUGCUUCAUGAACAUGAGAAAUUCAGCCAACAUCCUAUUAAUCAAGCUGAAGCUGAUAUAUUCUUAAGAAAGAUUGAAGAAGCUCAUUUCUCUGAUUUGAGCUAUACUGAAUGCCCUUUCACCUGGACUAACAAAAGAACUGGUCCUCAUCUCACUGAGCAAAGAUUAGACAUAGGUCUACCUAAUGAAGCUUGGUUAGAUAUUCAACCCAACACCACUAUUUCAAACCUCACUGCCAUAGGUUCUGAUCACAACCUAAUCAUCAUCAAUACCAAUCCCAAUUGGAAACUAGGUCAAAUACCCUUCAAAUUCUUUGGCCCCUGGAUCAACCAUGAAGACUGCAAGAGUAUUAUAGUUGAAUGCUGGAAUACAGUUCAUAAAGGAUCUCUAUCCAUUAAAAUAGCCAGGAAACUUAGAGAUAUAAAAGUCAGACUGAAGCAGUGGAACAAAGAAGUUUAUGGCAAUAUCAAGCUAGGGGAUAGAAACACUGGAUACUUCCACAUUGCUAUUAAGAAAAGAUACAGAAGGAACAAGAUUGACUCCAUACAAAAAGAAGAUGGCACCUGGAUCCAAGACAAUGCUGAAAUCACCAAGACCUUCACUAAUCACUUUGCUAAUAUGGCUACUGCUGAAACCAUAACCAUUAAUCCAUUCAUUAUAAAGCUUAUCCCCACUACCAUUACUUUACAAGAGAACCAGAAUCUUCUCAGAACAGCUGAACCUCUGGAAAUUAAAAACAUUCUCUUUAGCAUGGCUGGAGACAAAGCCCCAGGUCCCAAUGGGUUCCCCAAAAAAAUUUUUCAAGCCAACUGGGAUAUUGUGGGAGAAGACAUCAUUCACAUGGUUGAAAAUUUCUUUACCUAUGGACAUAUCCUCAAAGAAAUGAACUCCACUUUCAUAUCUCUCAUUCCCAAAACUGAUAAGCCUACCACUCCAGCUCAAUUCAGACCCAUCUCUCUGUGCAACACCACCUACAAAAUCAUAUCUAAACUCAUUGCUCAAAGACUAAAACCCCUGCUACCUAAAAUCAUAUCUCCAUUUCAAUCUUCCUUCAUACAUGGAAGAAAAAUAUCUGACAACAUAGCCAUAGCCUAUGAAAUUAUCCACCACAUGAAUACCAGAAGAGGGAAAAAAGGGAGUAAUGGCACAGUAGGCAUAAAAAUAGACAUGGCAAAAGCCUUUGACAGAGUCAACUGGGAUUUUCUCCUUCAAGUUCUGUCCCAAAUGGGAUUCAGUUCUCAGUGGUUCAAUCUAAUACACCAAUGCAUUUCCACCACAAGCAUGGCUGUUCUUGUUAAUGGAUCUCCAGGCAAGUUUUUCAAACCCUCUAGAGGCCUAAGACAAGGGGAUCCCCUAUCCCCUUAUCUUUUUCUCUUCUGCAUGAAAGCCCUCUCCAGAUACCUGACUCAUGCUGAAACCCAACAACAAAUCCAUGGAAUCAAAAUAUGA